GAGGCCGGAAACGCGCUGGUGCCGCCCUUGAGCUCCCCCUUGUCCCCGUCAUGGCCGCCUCCGUCUCCUCGUCUCUGCGGCCGCUGCUGCUGCUGCCGCGGCUGCUGCGCGGCGCCCUGAGCCCGCGGCUCCCCCUCCUCGGGGCCCGAGCCCCGCGGUGCGCGGGGCCCGCGGGGAGCCGCGGCUACGCGGAGCCGGCGCCCGCGAGCGCGUCCGGCAUGGCGCUGACGUUCGCCUCCCCGUACCAGGUGUUCUUCAACGGCGGAGGUGUGCGCCAGGUGGACGUGCCCACGCUCACCGGCAUGUUCGGGAUCCUGCCCAACCACGUGCCCACGCUCGCCGUGUUGCGCCCUGGUCUUGUCACCGUCUUCAAGGACGACGGCACCAGCGCAAAGUUCUUUGUGAGCAGCGGCUCCCUCACGGUGAACGCCGACUCCUCCGUGCAGCUGCUGGCGGAGGAGGCGGUGCCGAUCGAGCAAUUGGACGUGCAGGCGGCGCGUGCCGAACUGGCGCGAGCCCAGGGUGAGCUGUCGGCGGCGGCGGGGGAGAUUCCCCGGGCGGAGGCGCUCAUCGCCGUGGAGGCGAGCGAGGCGCUGGUCAAGGCGCUGGAGUAGAACAGCGCCAGUCGUCUGGCCUGCUCGCCCACCUCACCAUCAUCACCCCUCGUCACACCCACACCUGGGUCUCGCCCCCACUAGUGACCCCUGCAGUGGCCCACCUGCUGCCCCCGCCCGCCUCCCUACGCGCAUCUGUGCACGGGUGAAGCACUAAUAAAAAGGUUUAUUUAAAACACA
This is a messenger RNA of Lethenteron reissneri (Far Eastern brook lamprey), 794 nucleotides long. It is a transcript of the gene ATP5F1D, whose product is annotated as ATP synthase F1 subunit delta. Gene Ontology annotation, molecular function: proton-transporting ATP synthase activity, rotational mechanism. Gene Ontology annotation, biological process: proton motive force-driven ATP synthesis. The record is from RefSeq and is a predicted model, not a curated record. Lineage: Eukaryota; Metazoa; Chordata; Hyperoartia; Petromyzontiformes; Petromyzontidae.